Molecule: messenger RNA, 813 nt
Organism: Clonostachys rhizophaga
Lineage: Eukaryota; Fungi; Ascomycota; Sordariomycetes; Hypocreales; Bionectriaceae
Source: the annotation of a GenBank genome assembly
AUGCCUAACUUCCAAGGACUCGACUUGACUGGCAAGACUGCCAUUUUCUUCCCUCUGCUCGACAUGACAAUAUCUAACACGACUUCCAAUAGAGGUAUUGGUGCUGCUAUCGCCAUUCUACUAGGUCAGCGUGGUGCCAACGUGGUUGUCAACUUCACCAGUGCCAACAGCAAGCAGCGCGCUAUAGAUGUUGCCCACAAGAUUGAGACGAACGGUUCCCGAGCCAUACUUUGCCAAGCAAGUGUAGCAAACGUCAAGGAAAUCUCCAAGAUUGUCGACGCAGCACUACAACUGAGCCAAAAUGGCAAGAUUGACAUCGUUAUUCACAAUGCCGCCCUCGGGGUUGACGCAAACCUCGACGAAGUCACGGAGGAACUUUUCCAAACACAUUUCGAUACCAACGUCAAGGGUCCUAUCUUCCUUACCAAAGCAGUUAUCCCCCAUAUUGCCAAAGGCGGCCGCGUAGUGUUUGUCUCUUCGGCCGCUGCUCGUCUUGGCGUCGCUGGCCAGACAGUCUACGGCGCGACGAAAGCUGCCAACGAAUCGUGCGCCCGGGUUUGGGCAAAGGAGCUCGGACAGUCACAUGGAAUCACUGUGAACUGUGUAAACCCUGGACCCGUUGCCACUGAUCAAUGGCAAGAGAGCGAUGAUCAGUUCAGACAAGACAUGCAGCCACUGAUUGAGUCUACACCGGCGGCGGCGAGAAUCGCCGAGGUGGAUGAUAUCGCGCCCCUUGUUGCUUUCUUGUGCACUGACAAUGCGCGAUGGGCUACGGGCUCUGUACUUUGCGCCAACGGUGGACUGUACAACUAA